AUGACGCGCCGCUAUAUACCUCCUGAGACUAUUAUCAUCGGCAUUGAUUUGGGCUUAACCUUUACAGAUAGAUGGCCAGGAACUACGAAGAUAGCAAAUAAAGUGCCAACAAAACUCUGGUACCGAGCGGGCUGCAGGAAACCCAUAUCAUGGGGAUUCGAUGAACCGGAUGAGUUGCAUCCUGGAAUGGAUGUGGUGGAUUGUUUCAAACUAUAUCUUGACCCUGACUUUGAUUUUGCCAAUAGAGCUGAGAUGUUCUGGACACAUGAAGAUGUUCAGACAUGGUUUGUCGAUUUCUUUACCGCCCUUCGACUACACAUCAUCCAAUAUAUAAGAAAUUCAGAGUACCUACCUUAUCCGGUGGUGAGCGAUUGGAGACUACACCCAGUAGAAUACGUUUUUAGUUUCCCGACAACCUGGCAAAAUCCAAAGGUGGUUGAUGCAUUUUGCGGAAUUGUGAGGAGUUCUGGUUUUGGAGACUGUGAAGCCCACUCAGUCGAGAUUAAGCUGAAUGAAGCAGCAGCAGCAGCAGCUUACUCAGCCAAAACCUUUAGACACCAACGGGCUGUCCACCACCGUGAAGGAAGCAGGGAGCUUCCACCUAGGAAGGAGAAGCCUCUUGAAGUUGGCAGCGUAAUUCUUAUUUGCGAUGCUGGAGGCGGAACCACUGAUGUGGCCGUCCUCAAGGUUUCAUCAAUCGAGAAAUAUACGGUUCGAGGUCAGCGAGAAGAUGUGCUUCAGUUAGAGCAGCUCGACUGCGUCAGCGGAAAACCAUUUGGUUCCGUGCAGAUCGACCAGGCGUUCCAAAGGGAAGUUGAAAGCCGUUUGGAAAGGAUCCAUUACGAAAGUGAUGACCACCAUUGGUCUCCGAAGUUUGCAGCACACAAAUUGACAAAAGGCGAUUUUCAAGCCUUCAAGUUGAAUUAUGGGUGUAGAGUAAUGACAGCCUUACGGAAACGUGCCCUUCGCAUCCCUGACCUUCCAAUAUCCUACAGCAGCCCAGAAGCGGGUAUCGAAGAUGGAAGGAUAGUACUGGAAGACCAAUUAGCGGUCUCCUGCGGACUAGUAAUCGACCGAGUUCACCGUUUGAGGCAUGGACACUCCGUCCUAUCCACUCGCUGUAGUUCCAGCUCCUAUGGCAUAGUGGUCAAUACCAGAGUUCGCACAGGUAAAGCUCCUCCCAGCUACAAUAGCCAUGUGAAAAUAAGCCCCUAUGAUGGGAGGCGGUAUAUCGUCAACCAGGUCCAAUGGCUUCUCGAACGAGGUCAAAUUAUCCAACACCGAUACAUAUGCCAGAAAUUGGAUAGGGUUUUCGAAGCAACCAGUUCCGAGAUAGACUGGAAAAUUUUGAUCGCCAUGUCCAGGUCUCCUGCUGCCCGCCUCCCACAUACAAUCGACGAAGGUGAUGCUUGUGUCAUAUGUGAGAUCGAGUCAAGAGUAGGCGGGGAACUUCUACGACAGCAUGCCCAGCCUGCUAAACAGAAGCGGUGGAGCUCAAUCCGGAAAGCAGAACUUCAGAAAAUCCAGUAUGAAGUGCGUUUAUACAUCGAAUCGUCGUGCCUGACAAUCAAAGUCUGGUUGGGGGAUCAGGUGAUCGGGAGUAGUGACGAGAUUCCCGUCGCUUGGCAGUAUACCAGCAUAGAUGAGGCUGACAACGAGGAGACCCAAACUGAAUGUCCAGUGGAUUGGUCAAAUUGUGGACUUGCGAAGGAGGUUAAAGAUGACACCUGGCCUACAUUUCUUCGUUGAGUAAUUGAUGCUUCUAUAGAAUGGGUUUGAGGAUAUGGCUCGGUUGUAAUUCCGGGACCCCGACGACCCGGCGAAAGCUUAAGGUGUGAUAUUCGAUGGAAUCUUUCGAUGACCUAUGAGGAGAAUACGAGCGGUUUUUGGUUGAAAAUAAAA
Molecule: messenger RNA, 1902 nt
Organism: Histoplasma capsulatum G186AR
Lineage: Eukaryota; Fungi; Ascomycota; Eurotiomycetes; Onygenales; Ajellomycetaceae
Exons: 5
Coding region: 1-1749 (582 amino acids)
Source: RefSeq, a predicted model, not a curated record